AUCGGAACAAAAAGCACUCGAGGCUUUCAGUUUUAUUUGCCAGUGAGCCAAACCAGGCACGAUUUUGUUGUCAGCCAUGAACCAUUCGCAACAAUGCCAUCAUUGUUUAUGAGAAUGGCGUUCAGAGUUAAUCUUACUGGAAGUCGCCCAAGAGCUUGCACGUUCUUCCGUUGAUAUUGGUGCGCAACCUCUCGGUUGGAGUAUCGCACCUCUGGUUCACUUGUACACGUAUGCCAUACUGGUACUGGUACGGUAGCACCAAUGGCAUGAAGCGCACCUGCAACGUCGAACCUGAAGCUUGACGGAAGCCUCAGCGACAACACCAUGACAAACUUGGGCCAUCUCGCAGCCGCCAAACAGUCGGCAAAAGAAAAGAGGGCACAAGCUGUGCAUGGCGAUCUUAGCAACAUUCACAACGACGCUGUCCCGCCCAGCAGGAGAGAGAAGGAAACGGUGAAGCAUAGUUAAUGGAUACUACAAUACGUUGCUCCUACGAGUACUAUUGAGCGACGAGCUUUACGUCAUUGUAACGACGAAGCAAAGGCCCACAACGGCAUCGGCUAGAGUGGCAUUCACACAAAAGCACAAGUCGGUUCCACCCAGCACGAGAGAUACGGUACCCACUGUUGCUUGAGAUACGAGGUUCACGUCGUUACAACGACGAAGGAAAUGCCUACAACUUCAUCGGCUAGAAUCGUAGGAACCUCACUCAAUGUAUACUAGAACGAUCCUCGCUCACGACGGACCCCUCCGAACACAAAACAUCGUAAUGAUAAGGAAUCGGCGUUCUACAUGUAGAAGAAAAUCCAUUCCUCCACGUGGAUUCGAUUCCACCGCGGGUGCCGGUUCACCUAUGGAUGGCAGCUUGGCUGUCUUGACGUUCAUUCCUCUCGUCAAGCAAUCUACCAUACGGUACAGUAUUUCACCGGAUGCUCUCUUUCGUGUAUGAAUCGGGCGUUGAUUUGGAACUGCGAAACGACGAACGGUUCAUCCCCGUGUGUCAGAACUUUGAAACUCAUCUUUAGAAGCACAUGCUAGCGGCAAUCGACGAUCUCUCUCAAUCGGUCACGCGAAAAGCCCUUUUGAGAAUGCGCUUCUGCUGUUCCAAGUGCAGACAACUCCCUUGAAGCUGCAACUCGGAAAGUAACCCCGUCGACACUGUCCUGGCUACUAGGUCGAAACAGAGGGAAUCUUCGCGGGAACGAAUGCUCCAUGGUGCGGCAGGCGCAAUCACACUACUAUACCAGGAUUUCAGUUGCAUCCGAGUGCAGGCGACAACCCUGACGCUUUCCUAUGAGGCAUGUACACGGGAACGAAUGCUCCAGACACAAUCAUACGGCGCCGGUGUGCCAGUUGAGUCGAGCAUACGUCAGGGAAACCCGCAUCUUAUGUAGCGUGAAACGGAUGAAUCACAUGCAGAGAGGCGAGCCUCCCAGUGAUUGCUAUCGGCAAAUUGUCUCAUUUCUUGUUCAUUGAGCCGAACAAAACAGUGUGUUCGGUGACUUGUUUUGCCAUCACUUCAUUCAUUCCAUAGUUUCACAAGCAACCAUGUCCAGUGCCUACAAACUCAUGGGAAGUCUCGGGACAGAAGUCUCCCUUGCAACUUCUGUUGCAGCAGCAUUGGAUAAUGAAACAUUUCAUGAUGUGACAUUGGUAGCCAGUGAUGGUGUCCAAGUGCCUGCCAAUCGAGUGUUGCUCGCAGUCCGAAGCAAGGUGUUGGAGACAAUGUUGAUGGGAAACUUCUCAGAGGCCACAAGCCCAUCUAUUGAGGUUAAUUUUCCUGGAGCAGUUGUCAAUGCAGUUGUUGAGUAUAUCUACACCAGCAACGUCAAGCUGCUUACAGAACUUAACCCAGACAAGGUGGAAAAUGUGGAAGAUGUGGAGGAAAAGGGUGACAUCUCAGAUCAUGGUCAGGAGGAAUUUCAAAUGCUUAUCUCCUUGACAGCAGCUGCGGCCUACUACAAUCUCCCAAACUUAUGUGACAGUGCUAACAACAUCAUGGAAACAUAUGUCAAAAAGUUUCCAUCCAUGUCCUUUGCUGUGUUGGAGGCAUGUGCUCAGGAACACCCUGCUAUAUCCAACAAUUUGCUUGAGAUGGUCUUGUCCCACAUCCGACAAAACAAGUUUGAGAGAUUGAAUGAAAGAGUUUUGAGUUCUUUGAGCUCCUCAGUUCUGUCGGUCAUUCUCAGUGAUGAAAACUCCAAGGUGCCAGAGUACAAGCGCUUUGAAAUGGUUCAACUGUGGUCUGAAGGUGCUUCAAGUGACCAAGAGGAACGGCUAGCCUUUGCCAAAGACCUGGUGAAAGACCACUUGAAACUGCAUUUGGUUUGUCCUGAAGUAUUGGCCAACUCUGUUGCUCCAUCUGGGCUUGUAGAUAUCAAACAUCUGGCCGACGCUUACAAGCAGCAAGCUAUAAAAGCAAAACGCAAAUAUGGAGUGUGCUUUGAUGAAAAGGCAAUGAGUAUUGCAAAGCCAGUCUGGAGUGGAAGCAACACAGAUACUUUCUCUGUGGCCUGUGGUUGGAAGAGUGACAAAAUGACAUGUCCCCCCCUUGUCAAUGGAUGCAAAUAUAUGUGGGCCAUUUGUACUUCUGGUAGCAAAGCUGCUGACUGUAUUAUGAUUGGUGUGGCCAAACAUUCUGCAACACUUAAUAUCAACAAUUAUUGUGGAUGUCAGCCAUCAUGCUGGGCUGUCUAUGGAGCCAAUGGAUAUGCAUAUUACUCAGGAGCACAGAAAGAGUUCACUGGUGAUGGUGCAAAAUUUGGCAAUGGGUCCCAUGUCACAGUUACACUUGAUCUUUCUCAUGAUGAAGCAAACAAUGGCAGUUUCUCCAUUUCUGUGAAUGGUGCUGCUUCUGUUAUUAUCACCCGCAACAUGAAGACACACCUUAACACUGAUGGGUAUGUUCCAGUGGUCUCAUGCUAUGGUGGAAAUGGUGGAACUAGUGCAAAGAUCCUCAGCAUUGAGGAGGUGGUUUAGAAAACCCAGCUCCCUGUCCCAUCGGAGCAACAACAAACAGCAAGAGGCACCAGUUAUGUUCCCCUUCCAAGUUCCUGCAUGAUUUUGGAGCCCUAUGGUUUCUGAAUAUUUUCAAAACGGGAACAACAGUAAAAGCAUAUAAUCCAGCAGUUAGCGGCUACCGUAGCUAUUCAUGUUAGUUCCAAUG
Seminavis robusta is the source of this 3166-nucleotide messenger RNA. The record is from the annotation of a GenBank genome assembly. Lineage: Eukaryota; Bacillariophyta; Bacillariophyceae; Naviculales; Naviculaceae.